Messenger RNA from Lagopus leucura (white-tailed ptarmigan), 1885 nucleotides. It is a transcript of the gene MTMR9, whose product is annotated as myotubularin related protein 9. The transcript has 10 exons. Lineage: Eukaryota; Metazoa; Chordata; Aves; Galliformes; Phasianidae. The record is from RefSeq and is a predicted model, not a curated record. Gene Ontology annotation, biological process: negative regulation of autophagy. The coding region runs from base 71 to 1885 and encodes 604 amino acids.
CUGGGGGUGCUGGCGGCGGCCUGGCCCCCCUCGGCCCCGGCGCUCUCGGUUUCCUUCGUUCCCUGCCAGCAUGGAGUUCGCCGAGCUGAUCAAGACUCCCCGGGCAGACAACGCCGUCCUGCACCGGCCCUUCCACCCGACCGUGGAGGGAACGCUGUGCCUCACAGGGCACCACCUCAUCUUCUCCUCUCGGCGCCAGGAUAACGAGGAGGAGUUGUGGCUGCUGCACUCCAAUAUCGACUGCAUUGAGAAAAGGUUUCUGGGCUCAGUGGGAACCAUCAUUAUAAAAUGCAAAGAUCUGCGAAUUAUUCAGCUGGAUAUUCCUGGAAUGGAGGAGUGUCUGAACAUUGCUAGCUCUAUUGAGGCACUUUCUACGUUGGAUUCUGUCACUCUUAUGUACCCGUUCUUCUACCGGCCCAUGUUUGAAAUUGUUGAAGAUGGAUGGAGUGCUUUUCUGCCCGAGAAAGAGUUUGAAGUCCUCAACUCAGUGACAGAUCAAUGGCGUCUCAGCUACAUCAAUAAGGACUUCUCCAUCUGCCCUUCCUACCCUCCAGUGGUUAUUGUCCCCAAAUCCAUCGAUGAUGAAACACUUCAGAAGGUUGCAGCGUAUCGCCAUGGCGGUCGCUUCCCGGUCCUCAGCUAUUAUCAUAAGAAGAAUGGCAUGGUCAUGAUGCGAAGCAGCCAGCCUCUGACAGGUACAAAUGGGAGACGCUGUAAAGAAGAUGAGAAACUUGUUAAUGCCACUCUUCGUCCUGGGAAGCGUGGGUACAUCAUUGACACGAGGUCCCUGAAUGCUGCCCAGCAGGCCAGGGCCAAAGGAGGAGGCUUUGAACAAGAAGUGUAUUAUCCCCAGUGGAGGAGGAUUCACAGGUGCAUUGAGAGGUUUAAUAUUCUGCAGGAAAGCCUCAUCAAACUCGUAGAAGCUUGCAAUGACCAGUCACACAACAUGGACCGCUGGCUCAGUAAACUGGAAGCUUCCAACUGGAUGACUUACAUCAAGGAGAUACUCACUGCAGCUUGCCUAGCUGCUCAGUGUAUUGAUAGGGAAGGUGCAUCAGUGUUGGUUCAUGGGACUGAAGGAACUGAUUCAACACUCCAGGUAACUUCUCUGGCACAGAUUAUCUUGGAUCCAGACUGCAGGACCAUACAAGGCUUUGAAUCUCUUCUUGUCAGGGAGUGGCUACAGGCUGGUCACCCUUUUCAGCAGCGCUGCGCCCAAUCAGCCUACUCAAAUAGCAAGCAGAAAUUGGAGGCCCCAGUGUUUCUUCUCUUUUUGGACUGUGUAUGGCAAAUCCUCCAUCAGUUUCCUUGCUCUUUUGAAUUCAAUGAACACUUCCUUGUUACACUCUUUGAGCACGCCUAUGCUUCACAAUUUGGGACUUUCCUGGGAAACAAUGAAAACGAAAGGUCUAAACUGAAGCUGCAGCAGAAGACUAUGUCCCUGUGGUCCUGGGUGAACCAGCCUGAAGAGCUGAAAAAUUUCCAGAAUCCUCUUUUUGAGGCCAACAGCCUUGUCAUCUGGCCCUCUGUGGCCCCACAGAGCCUGCAGCUCUGGGAAGGUAUAUUCCUGCGAUGGAACAGGCCUUCCAGAUACCUAGAUGAAGCCGAGGAAGAAAUGAAGAGGAUUAUAGACUACAACAGGUUUCUUCAGGACAAGGUUAAUUCAAUGAGGAAGCAGAUAAUGCAGACAGAAACGGAGGACAGGAUGGACAAGGUGGACAAGGUGGACGAGGUGGACAAGGUGGAUGAGGUGGACAAGGUGGAUGAGGUGGACAAGGUGGACGAGGUGGACGAGGUGGACAAGGUGGACAAGGUGGAUGAGGUGGAUGAGGUGGAUGAGGUGGAUGAGGUGGAUGAGGUAGACGAGGUGCAGGAGAACCCAUGA